GUCAGAUAAAGUCGCGCCGUAAGGAGAUCGUGCGCGCGCAUCAUAACAAGAUGGCCGCCAAAAUAGUGUUAAUUACAGACCAAGACUUGCUUCUUAAAGUUAUAGCAAAAUAUCGUGAAUUGCCAGUGUUGUGGGAUAUAACACAUAAACAGUAUCACAAUCGCGAUGCUCGAAAAGAAGCGUACGAAUUAUUGUUGAAAUACUAUACUAAAUACGAUGAAGCAGGCACAUUGGUAGCGUUGAAAAAGAAAAUCGAGAAUAUGCGAGCAGCAUACAAAAGGGAGAAGAAAAAGGUGGACAGAUCUAUAGUUGACGGUCAGCCAUAUACUCCUUCACUGUGGUAUUACUCACAUUUAAAAUUUUUAGAUGAGGAUUAUAUUACUUUGGAUUAUGACAGCGAUUCAGACUUAAAUUAUGAACCAUUACACAAAAAAGUGAAAAUGGAAUCACUUGAAGAAAUACCUAGCCAGGAUCAGAAUGAGGUGGAUAAUAUCGUUACGUCAUCGCCAGACGUAUCUGGCGAUGAUGAGUCUGCAGAAGCUUUUGGAAAAUCAAUCACAUGCAUGCUUAAAGAACUCCCAAAACUACAACUAUGUUUAGCCGAGAAAUUAAUAGGUGAAGUUAUGUUUUUUGCUAAAAUGGACAAAUUAAAUAUGGAUUCUAUGAUAUACGUAAAUAGUGAUGGUGAUAAUUCAGAAUAAUGUGAAGAUAAAU
Messenger RNA from Spodoptera exigua (beet armyworm), 714 nucleotides. The record is from the annotation of a GenBank genome assembly. Lineage: Eukaryota; Metazoa; Arthropoda; Insecta; Lepidoptera; Noctuidae.